Messenger RNA from Brassica napus (rape), 3403 nucleotides. Its product is annotated as glutamate receptor 3.5. Gene Ontology annotation, molecular function: G protein-coupled receptor activity; glutamate-gated receptor activity. The transcript is spliced from 6 exons. The coding region runs from base 413 to 3247 and encodes 944 amino acids. Lineage: Eukaryota; Viridiplantae; Streptophyta; Magnoliopsida; Brassicales; Brassicaceae. Gene Ontology annotation, cellular component: plasma membrane. The record is from RefSeq and is a predicted model, not a curated record. Gene Ontology annotation, biological process: G protein-coupled receptor signaling pathway.
UUAUUUUAUUGCCAUCAUCCAUGGCGUUCUGCUCGCUGAACUGAAUUAUUUAAUGAUAAGUCUUUUAUUUGUUAAAUUUAAUUAUUAGUUCCGUUGUUUCUUUCUGAACCAUCUCUGAGAUAGUUUCAGUUCUGUGUUUUAUGUGGCCAUUGAUCUGUACAGAAUCAAACAGUUCAUACACAUACAUUUUUCAUGUAUGUAAAAUUUUAGUCUUUGAUUCAAUGUUCAGCAAGUUGUCAUGACACCUUUUGUCUUCUUGUCUGGCCCAUUAUUUUCUUUUGACGUUGAUUUUAAUGGUCGUCAGUGCCUCUUCGAUUGGGUUUCUUUUCUUUCUUCUGACUCCGAAUCAUCAUAUGAUUAAUAUCACGAGCCUGUAAAAAUCAGUUUCUUUUUGGUUCGAGAAUCCGAAAAGAUGGGAUUCUGCGUGAUGAUUAGUGGUGUUUCUAUGGGACUCAUGUUCCUAUGUGUUUCUGGCUUUUGGGUUUUGCCGACAGAAGGUGCUGGUAGAGAAAGUUUCUUAAGAAACUCUUCUUUUUCUUCUCGGCCCAGCUCUGUCAACGUUGGAGCUCUGUUUACUUAUGAUUCUUUCAUUGGAAGAGCAGCUAAACCCGCGUUUAUGGUGGCCAUUGAAGACGUUAAUGCUGACCAGAAUAUUCUCAGGGGAACCAAGCUCAAUAUUGUCUUCCAUGACUCAAACUGUAGUGGAUUUGUUGGCACUAUGGGAGCUUUGCAGGUAAUGGAGAACAAGGUGGUUGCAGCCAUUGGUCCACAAUCUUCAGGAAUCGCUCACUUAAUCUCCCAUGUAGCUAAUGAGCUCCACGUACCUCUCUUGUCAUUUGCAGCGACUGACCCGACGCUUUCUUCACUACAAUACCCUUACUUCCUUCGAAGCACACAGAACGACUACUUCCAGAUGAACGCAAUAGCAGAUUUUGUAUCCUAUUGCCGGUGGAGAGAAGUUGUUGCCAUCUUUGUUGAUGAUGAGUAUGGUAGGAACGGGAUCUCUGUAUUAGGCGAUGCUUUAGCUAAGAAACGUGCCAAGAUCUCUUACAAGGCUGCUUUUAGACCUGGUGCAGAUAAAAGUUCACUCCAUGACCUAUUGGUUUCUGCUAAUCUGAUGGAAUCUCGCAUCUUUGUUGUUCAUGUGAAUCCUGAUUCAGGUCUAAACGUUUUCUCUGUGGCCAAGUCUCUUGGAAUGAUGGAGAGUGGCUAUGUCUGGAUCGCCACUGAUUGGCUUCUUACAGCUUGGGAUUCAGGGUUGGAUCCCAAAACUAUGGAUCUCUUGCAAGGAGUAGUUGCUUUUCGCCAUUACACACCUGAGAGUAACGAGAAGAGACGGUUUAAAGCACGAUGGAAAAGCCUUAGAACCAAGGAGACUUCAGGAGGUGAUGAUGAUGGCUUCAACUCUUAUGCAAUGUAUGCUUAUGAUACUGUUUGGUUGGUAGCUCGUGCUCUCGAUGUUUUCUUCAGCCAAGGCAACAGAGUGACUUUCUCUACUGAUCCUAAUCUGAGGAAAACCAACGGUACCAACAUUAAGUUCUCAGCACUUAGCGUCUUCAAUGAAGGAGAGAGGUUCCUCCAGGUCAUUCAUGACAUGAACUAUACAGGUCUGACCGGACAAAUCGAGUUUGAUUCAGAGAAAAACCGGAUUAAUCCAGCAUACGACGUUAUAAACAUAAACAGUAGAGGUCCACACAGAGUUGGCUACUGGUCGAAUCAUACAGGCUUCUCAGUAGAGCCUCCUGAGACAUUCUACUCUAAGCCUCCAAACACAUCUACAGAACAUCAACGGCUUAACGAGAUCAUAUGGCCAGGAGGAGUAACAAAACCACCUCGAGGUUGGGUAUUCCCUGACAAUGGAGAGCCGCUCAAAAUCGGCGUGCCUAACCGUGUGAGCUACAAAAACUAUGCGUCUGAGGAGAAGAACCAGCUUGGUGUUAAAGGAUAUUGCAUUGACAUCUUUGAAGCUGCGGUUGAGUUGCUUCCGUACCCCGUCCCACGGACUUAUAUACUAUAUGGAGACGGGAAGAGAAACCCUUCAUAUGACAAUCUCGUAAAUGAAGUUGCUUCAAAUAAUUUUGAUGUAGCUGUUGGGGAUAUAACAAUUGUUACAAACAGGACCAAGUUUGUUGAUUUUACGCAGCCAUUUAUGGAAUCAGGGCUUGUGGUGGUAGCUCCAGUGAAGGGGGCCAAGUCUAGUCCAUGGUCCUUCUUGAAGCCAUUCACUGUGGAGAUGUGGGCUGUGACCGGACUCCUUUUCCUCUUUGUGGGAGCCAUCAUUUGGAUUCUUGAACACCGGUUUAAUGAAGAGUUCCGUGGACCUCCUAGGCGUCAAAUCAUCACCGUUUUCUGGUUUAGCUUCUCAACAAUGUUCUUCUCUCACAGGGAGAACACGGUGAGCACUUUGGGGAGGUUUGUGCUACUCAUAUGGUUGUUUGUGGUUCUGAUCAUCAACUCAAGCUACACAGCUAGUCUCACUUCGAUCCUCACCGUUCAACAGCUAACAUCUCGGAUAGAAGGAAUGGACAGUCUAAUAACAAGCAGCGAACCCAUUGGAGUCCAGGACGGUACAUUUGCGUACAAGUAUCUCGUCAAUGAACUUAACAUAGCUCCAUCAAGAAUCAUUCCGCUUAAAAACGAAGAAGACUAUCUCUCUGCUCUUCAACUUGGUCCCAGAGGCGGUGGUGUAGCAGCCAUAGUCGACGAGCUUCCUUACAUCAAAGCUUUGUUGUCAAACAGCAACUGCGAGUUCCGUACUGUUGGACAGGAGUUCACCCGGACAGGCUGGGGAUUUGCUUUCCAGAGAGAUUCUCCUCUAGCUGUAGACAUGUCAACAGCGAUCUUGCAGCUGUCUGAAGAAGGAAAACUGGAGAAAAUCCGCAAGAAAUGGCUUACGUACAGUCACGAAUGCUCAGUGCAGAUUGCAGACACAGAGAACUAUCAACUCUCGGUACAGAGUUUCUGGGGACUGUUCUUAAUAUGUGGUAUAGUUUGGUUCAUUGCGCUCACCCUCUUCUGCUGGAAAGUUUUCUGGCAAUGCCAAGGAUUAAGACCAGAGGAAGAGAGUGAUGAGGUAAGGGUGAGUGAAGAAGCUAGUUCUUCUAGAUCAGGGAGAAGUUUGAGGGUAGGAAGUUUCAAGGACUUGAUCAAGGUUGUGGAUAAGAGAGAAGUAGAGAUCAAGGAUAUGCUUAAACAGAAGAGCAGUAAGAAACUCAAAGCUAGCCAAAGCUCAGCUGAAACUCCGUAGAGAUUGAGUUAGAAUAUAGAUGAAAGGAGUCACAAUUUGUUUAAAUAAGAUUUAGCAUUACUUACAAAUGUAAAUAGAUUUUAUCAUAAGAUUUUGUAAUGGACACCUAGCAAGAUUUUAUCACACAAGAUGUUAAGGUAGUGUUUUUGGUAAACA